Molecule: messenger RNA, 1233 nt
Organism: Ostreobium quekettii
Lineage: Eukaryota; Viridiplantae; Chlorophyta; Ulvophyceae; Bryopsidales; Ostreobiaceae
Source: the annotation of a GenBank genome assembly
AUGGCGAGCCACAAGUGGGCCUGGCUGCAGGGCGUCCGGGACGCGCUGGGCUGGCAGCGGGGCCGGCUGUCAUCCGCGCGGGGCUCCGCGCGAUCCAUCGACUCCGCCGACAUUCACGGCAUCGGCGGGUGGGACAGCGACGAGGAGGAUGCCCGAGGCGCGGCGGUGGAAGAAGGGGGUGGAAGGGAGGACGGGGUUGCGGGGGAUGAGAUGUUUGAAAUUGUGGACGGGCGCGUGCCGUCGCUGUUCGAGAUCUGCGCGCGGACGAUCGCGCAGGACAAGCGGCUGGUGGCGAGGCUGUACUACGACGCACCGCUGGGGAUAGAGUAUCUGUGGGAAGUUGUCAAGAAUGCCCAAGACCGGCACGAGGAGCACACAAGGACCAAGUGCACUCUGAACUUAAGGGGCUGUAGGGACAGCUGUGCAGUUUUGGGGCGCACUGUGACAAGGAGGAUGACCAAUUGUGAAAGGUUGGUUUCGCUCAUCCUCGAUGACUGCUCUGGGCUGACCGACAAAGUGCUGCGUGGCGUGGCCAUCCCACGUGAUAAGGUUGCCCUGCCACACCUCCAGCGCAUUUCUGUGGCAGACUGUCCUGUCAUAACAGACAAUUCCUUGGAGCACAUUAUACGGAUUUACGGGCCAAAGCUAAAGGUGGUGAGGCUCUCCAACAGCGGUGUGUCUCAGCGGUGCGUCAAGGCGAUGGCGUUGCACUGCCCCAACUUGGAGGUGGCGGCAUUUGCACACCAGCUGCACAUCAGGGACAAGCACGUCGUGCAGCUGGUGAUGCGGUGCUCGCGCUUAAAGCAGAUCGAGGCAGCAUACUGCAGACUGAUCACAGAUGUUUCUGUCAUUGCCAUUGCUCAGAAGCUGUGGGCCCUUGAGUCGUUGGAUUUGUCAUACUGCGAUCAAGUGGGGGUGUCCAUUGAGGGGCUGCAACAGUGCAAGUUCUUGCAGGGCCUUCGACUGCAGAACUGUCCAAAGAUCACGGACAGAAUCUUGAGCCCUGUUCUUCGGUGGUGCAACCUGCUUGAGGUGUUGUGUGUACGCUCCUGCCCGCUUGUCACGAUGUCUACAGUGGAGACCAUCGCCUCACAUUGUGAGUCGCUGAGGUCCCUAGACAUCACGGGGAUUCAGGCAGAUGGCAACAAGGCACUGACAUUGCUGGCAAAGAGCAAUGCUCUGCGGCUCUCACUGCAGGUGCGUAGAUAUUCUCUCUCGAUUCAUCCUUCCUGA